Miscanthus lutarioriparius is the source of this 291-nucleotide messenger RNA. The record is from the annotation of a GenBank genome assembly. NCBI's taxonomy places the organism in Eukaryota, Viridiplantae, Streptophyta, Magnoliopsida, Poales, Poaceae.
AUGGCGAAGUGCCUAGAGCACACAAGGAUCCGAGGGCUCUGCCUGCUUUUCAUGGUUCUUCUCGCAUGCUCUGUUGUUCAUGCCCAGAUAAUAAGAGGUGAAACCAAAGAGGAUAGCAACACUAAGAGCAUGAUGAUGACAACGACGAGCCCAACAAGCUACAUAAUUGUCAUGAGUGGAGGUGAUGACAAGUGCUAUCAAGAUAUGAGAAGACUAGUGUGGAUCUGCAAAAAGACUUUGAAAUGGUUUAUGAAAUUGAUUGAUUGCUUGAAGGAAUGCCCUGGUUGCUAA